AAACAAAAAGUAAAAGCAAAAAAUCACAAGAAGAAGAAGAAGAAGUUUGAUUGUCAAAAUUUUUUGUUGAAUAAUUUUUUUCUGGGAUAAAAAAUUGCAAGUUUUCGUGCAAAAUAUCACUCCCAGGGAUUUCGUGGACACACCCAGAGUACAUUUGGGUUGUGCAGCAGUGCGUGAGGGUGAAGUGAAGGGUGCCAGGACGUGGAGAUUAAUGCCGCAAGCGCCGCAAGGUGUGAACAAGAAUAGAAGCAAUGUCCUGGCAAACUCCUACAUUAAGGCAUCCAAGGAUCUCGUCUUCAAGGAGAUCGUGAUCAAUGAUGCACCAGUAGCUGCGAGGAAUCUUCUGACCAAGGGACAGACGCAGGACGAAAUAUCCCAGUGUUCAGGAGCUUCAAUCUCCACGCGGGGCAGAUACAUUUCUCCCGCUGAGAAGAAUAGUGGUCCAGUGCAUGAGAGACCACUCUAUCUGUACAUCCAAGCCCAUACGAAACAUUCUCUUGACUUGGCUGUGCAGAAAGUGACACAGAUUAUCCAGAUGGAGGGACCGCAUCAUCAGCGAAUGCCCAAAUUUGGUCCUGGGAAUCAGGCCAUGCCACCCUCAAAUACAUGUGUUGAAAAAAUUAUGAUUGGUCUGGAGCACGCACCACCGGCAUUUGACCUCCGGGGUCGUCUAAUUGGGGUCGGUGGGGCAAAUUUGCACUACAUACGGAACGAAACGGGCGCAAUGGCCACCCUUAGGGGGCGUGGGUCAAUGUUCCUUGAUCCACAGUUUGGUCAGGAAUCUCCGGAACCACUGCAUUUGUACAUUGAACAUCUGCGCCCUGAAGGGCUUCAAGCAGCCCGGCAGCUGGCGAAGAAUCUAAUUGAGACUCUGCAGCAGGAGCUGAUUCAAUUCCAACAGAUGAAUCCACCAGCAACAAAUAUUCAGUACCACGCAUCCUCAACAGUGACGCAGACUUCUGAACAACAAAUCUAUACGCCACAGCAGAUUGUUCAGAUGGGGAUCCCACCGCCUAUUAUAGCUGUGCCCCCACCUGUGAUUCAGGGUCCAACGGUGCAACAGCAGCAAAUUCUCACCCAGCCGACAUCACAGAUUGUACCGCCGCCGCAGUAUCAGGCACAGCAAAAUCCAGCUCCAGCUCCCAUUCAGUCGGCGCCACAGCCACAAAUAAUUCAGCAUUCGGUGCCUAUUCAGCUGCAUCCAAAUGGGAAUGUGAUGAUUCAGCAGCAAGUACAGACGAAUCCCACAACGCUCACGAGCAUCAAUCUUCCUCCACCUGGUGUGCAUAUUCCCCUUAAAUCGGGCUCACUGGUACAGGUACAGACGGCACCGCCGAUGCCGGUAUUCUCACAGCCACCACCGAAUAUACAGCUGCAGCAGCAACCGCCACCAUCGCAGAUCAUUCUCAAUCAGGCUCCGCCAAACAACUAUCAGUACCAAUACAUCCAGCAGCAGCCACAGCUACAGCAGAAUGACACCACACAGCAGCAGGGGCAUGUCACAAUACAGCACAUCUAUCAGCCUCAGCCGCAGAUUCAGAGGAUUAUUCAUCAGAAUCCCACAACGCAGCCUAUUGAGCAAUUCCAGCAGAUUCGCCCGAGUCAGCAGUACAUUACGCUGCAGGGUAACACGGCAUACGUUGUUCCGCCACCCAAUAUUGUUCAACAAACUGCCCCGAGCCAGCCAGCACCAAAUCCCCCCAAUGUGGUCUUUUCCACACAACUGCCGCCCCCACAGUCGCAUCAGGAGAUUGCUCAAUUCACAAAUGCAAAGCCACCAGAUGGUGGGAUGGGUCUCGAGGAGAGGAAGUUUGACACCAAAAGCCCCGAAUAUGAUCAGAACAAGAUAGAUAGACAGAAUGAAAAUCCAAUGAACAAAAAUGGAAUGGAUUGUCCUCCGGUGUCAAUAAAUUCCUUCAUGGCGAGACCACCUGUACAGCAGAAUACCGUCGCAAUGUCAUCCAUUCCCAUUAUUCAGGCACCUCCGCCAAUAAUGUCAAUUCCCCCGCCGGGGAUUCAUCAAUUUAUUGGGAAUACCUACUUAACAACAGCCCCGUCCCAGCAGGAGAACUACAAUGCAACUCCUGUGUCCAUUCAUCAGCUUCAACCGCCACCGCAGCAGGUUCACAUGUCCACCGUGACGGCUCCCACGCAGCAUCAUGUUGUCCUCAAUCAUUCGUGGCAACCACCCCCAAAUCAGAUUCAUCACAUUGGUCCUGCCAGUCAGAUACAGAAUGUGCAGAUUUCGCAUCAAAUUCGCAAUCCUGGCAGUGAGAUUAUUGUGGGGAAUCAAAUAAUAAGUGCACCGAGUAGUGAAGUUGCGCCUCAACAUAAUUCCAUCAUUACGACACUACCACCAGCUCCGGGGAUGCAGGUACAAUUUCAACCGCCGCCGCAGCAGCAGCAGCAACAACAGAUGCAGGAAAGUGGGCCACCACCGCAAUUUGGGGAGUUGCACACAAUUCCCAAUAGUAUGCAUCAGAGGGUGAUGCAGCAGCAGCACCCCGGUCAAUUUGAGGGGCAAAUUGAUAAGGGUGGACCCAAAGGUGGCCCCAAGAAUUCUCAAGCACAGCAAAAUACAUGCUUUUCACCUGAGAAUACACAAAAACAGAUGGGACAAAUGCCAAGAAUUGGCAUGAAGCGAAAACAUGAAGAUGAGCCUGGAAGUGUUUCAACUUCGCCAAGAAUUGGAAUGGGAAAUAGUUGUGGAGAUUUUAUUGUAAACGUACGAGAAACACAAAAAACAGGGUGUCCGGAAACAGCUACAACAAGUGCUAAUGGAAACACGAAUACAUCCGGAUCACCAUCAACAACAAAUGCAUCAGCAUCAACUUAUGCUGCAGAUGAGAGCAAAAUGGAAAGUGGCAAAACGGUGAAUAAAGUGUCGAUGGUACCACUAAUGGGUGCUGAAGGACAACCUGAGCAGAUGAGUUAUUCCAGUGGGAAUUAUCUGCCGUCACAGCAGUCACAGCAACAGAGAUACAUGAUGGAGAAGAAUAGUGAUUUCGGGUGUGGAGGCCAAGGGAAAAAUGAUGAGAAUUAUGGUCCACCGCAGAUGCCGAUGCGCAAUGAAUACCGGCCAAAUAUGCGCCGUUACGGUGGACCAGAUCCCAAUGCCCCAAUGAUGGAUCGUGGCGUAAUGCUGCCACCGCCACCGCAUCCAGGUGUCUUCAAUCGACCCGGACCCUAUGGAGGCUACCAACCACGCUACAGGAGCCAAUGAGGAAGGACAUAAAAUUUGUUCAAUUGGCUCACAAAGUUCGCUUAAAAAAAAGUGAAAUUCUACAUAAAGAAAAAUUGUGAAAAUCCAAUAGAAAUAUUGACAUUUUGCGCGUUACAUCUAUAUUCAUAAUAAUAUACUCAAAGUUCUUGUAAAUAGCUGUGUUUUAAGGAUUAAAGCGUGAGAAAAUAUGAUAAUAAAAGCAAAAAUUCAAUUAAUUGAAAACAAA
Molecule: messenger RNA, 3449 nt
Organism: Lutzomyia longipalpis
Lineage: Eukaryota; Metazoa; Arthropoda; Insecta; Diptera; Psychodidae
Exons: 9
Coding region: 212-3223 (1003 amino acids)
Cellular component (GO): nucleus
Molecular function (GO): RNA binding
Source: RefSeq, a predicted model, not a curated record